Messenger RNA from Lolium perenne, 2421 nucleotides. RefSeq lists its product as uncharacterized. Gene Ontology annotation, molecular function: protein binding. The record is from RefSeq and is a predicted model, not a curated record. NCBI's taxonomy places the organism in Eukaryota, Viridiplantae, Streptophyta, Magnoliopsida, Poales, Poaceae.
CACCCUAGCUAGCUAGCUAGCUGGAUUCCUGUAUAGCAACUUAGUUCACCAAUAUGAUGUAAUGAUCUCUGCUUCCCUGUCUUGGCACACCCUGAACUUAGAUGUGCGUUACUGUCACUAGCAGACACAGCCAUUGUCCGUGCUACUGUACUGUUUUGAGGAGCAGUAUAUCUGUGCGGUAUUGUCUGGUUCAGUUAUAGUUGUAUUGCUUUUAUACUUCAAAAAAAAAAAGAUUUGCAUGAACACAAGGGCAACGUUGCCUAAUUUAGCUUUAGAUGUGCCUGCUGGUAGCACGGUUUUAUCAGAUUUCUGACAGCCGGCAAUCCUGGUGAUCUUUCUGUUAGCUUAAUUGGAUAACAUAUUAGCACAAUGCCUCCUGUCAACCAUGUUCAGUUAAAUUAGGUGUACUGAACAUGAAAGUGGAAAUGCUACUUGGCAAGGUUAGCCCCGAAAACUCUAGUACCGAACAAGGCCUUAGGUGAAGAACUAGCUAGUCGCGUUGUUUGAAAAUGACGGCUUUUAUAUAUUCAGUAAUCUUGCCAAGUAGCAAUCAGAUUUGAAUUAGCUCAUCGAAUAAGGUGAUCUCUGGCUGCUCCAUUGGAGAUUAAUAACAUUCAAUAAUUGUUUUUUUAUUGAUGCUUACUCUACUUUUUUCAACAUCCAUGAUACCUUUCUUUCUUUAGAUAAGCGUGAUGCAGAAUGCCGCAGCUCGCCGUGAAGCUGAAGCACCUGCUGGCGAUCUGGCCGCUCAAAUGGAGAAGAAUAACAUCUCAAGACAAGCAUUGCAGGGGAUAUAUCUCAAGACGAGGAGGAGCUACAAUAUAAAGGCGAUGCAGAAUGCCGCAGCUCGCCAUGAUAGGCUUAGCGAGUUACCCGAUAACAUCCUACUCGACAUCCUGGAGCGGGCGGACACCCUGGAUGCCUUGAGAACCUGCAUCCUUUCCAAGCGAUUGAUGCGACUCCCCGCCAUGUUCUCGCAUUUCGACAUAAACGUCGGCUCCCUCACGCGGCACCACGACACGGCGUCCCAUGGCAAUUUGACCAUUACUCACCUUGUUCGGUACAACAAUGUUCUGGCCAGUGUCACAGAGAAGAUCCUAAGUGCGAGGAGUCUGAAGAUCCCCACCAUCCACAAGCUGAGGGUCACAUGCUAUCUAAGGCCUGAUGAAUGUCUCCCCAUCACCAGAGCUUUCGCCGACACCAUGGCAACCCACAAGGUCGACAACGCUGAGUUUGUGUCCCUCGUAGAGAAGCCCUUUUCAGAAUGCAAUUUUGGCGAUCUCUUGUGCCAUGCGAAGAGGUUCAAUAUUUGUCUUGGUGAUUGUCCAGCUGCAUUUGCCGGCCUCACGUCCCUAUGGCUAUGCAACAUGAGGUUUCGCGAGCUGGACAUCUCCAACAUGCUCAGCACAUGCAAGCGGUUGAAACACCUGCGCCUCUCGUGCUUUGAUGGAGGAUACCGUUGUGUGCUACUGGUAGAACAUGACCAGCUUGUUGAGCUCCACAUCGAAAAAGGGGAAUUCAAGACAGUCCAUCUCAUUCGUGUCCCAAAACUCCAACGUCUAACUUGUGCUGGUUGGUGCUACCCAGCCCCCCUGGCUUUUGGUUAUGUACCAGAACUUUCAAAGCUAAGUCUUGUAAAAAGGGGUAUUAGUUCAACUUUUGUACUCCAGUUAAGUCAACUCCUUGCUAAUGUCCCCUCGACAAGGGACCUGCAUUUGGAUUUUCAAAGUGGAAAGAUUUGGGUUGUACCAGAAUGUUCUAAACUGCUUACACCUAUGAUUCGCAAACUAGAGAUUGUGAAUCUGGAUAACCUCCCUGAAGGAUGUGAUAACGCUUGGACCAUGUUCAUUCUUGAAGCUGCGCCCAACCUAAGGGAGCUAUGCAUCAGGGUGUGGGAUCAUUGGUGCAAAAUGGUGACAGAACAUGACGAUCAAAGGAAACAUGGAUACUCUGAGAAAGCAAACGUGGAGUGGCAACCUUUAGCACCUGGUUUCAAGCACAAGAAUCUGCUCAAGCUUACCAUCUACGGCUUCCAACCUGAUGAGAACAUGGUGCGAUACGUUAGGAUCAUCAGGGAAGUUGCGGUGAACAUCAAGGAGAUAUUGCUGCAUGACAGGAAGGCAUGUGAGCGCUGUGGGGACUUGGAUCCUAAGACCAAGGUCAUCACUAGAUCUAGAGUCUAUCCUAAUAAUUUGGUAGUAAGACGUAUGAUACCACUAUGAUCUAGCUAGAUUCGUUGUAAGGAGCUCCAUAAUUUAGUACAUGCUGCAUUUGUACAGUUUUAUUUUGUCUUUGAAUCAAAGCUUGUACUAUCUCCUUGUGGUUAGAAUAGUAAAAGUUCGGAUGUAUCUGUUUUACCUUUUAUUGGUUGUAAAUGAAAUGGCUGAGGUAGUUUUUCGAUAAACAAUAUUGACUGAUGUA